UUUGAGGACUACCUGUUUUCACCACUGAACUCAAUAGUUAAACCCAUUGAAUCAACAGUUCACCACAACAUGGACUUCUCUCUCAGUGACUACUGGAUAGCUUCAUCCCAUAACACGUAUCUGACUGGUGACCAGUGGAGAGGGCAGUCUCAAGUGGAAACCUAUGCAAGAUGUCUGCAGAUGGGCUGUCGUUGUGUUGAGUUGGACUGCUGGGAUGGCCCUGAUGGGAAACCUGUAGUCACGCAUGGUAAAACAUUGACAUCAAAGAUCAAGGUGGCAGACGUGCUGCAGACGAUCAAGGACAAUGCUUGGGUUACAUCAGACUACCCUUUGGUAUUGUCCAUUGAGAAUCACUGCAGCCUUCUUCAGCAAAGACAGCUAGCUCAAUUAUUCAAGGAAAUAUUUCAAAGUGACCUACUUACUGAACAGGUCGACAUGAACGAGACUAAACUUCCAUCUCCAAACCAGCUAAAGCGUAAAAUUAUUAUCAAGAACAAAAAAUUGCAAGGAGAUUGGAAGACUACCGAUGGGAAACAGUAUCUGGACAUGUCUGAUCUGGCUGAUGCCAAGAAACAUGGAAAACUGUGCAUGAAGUACGCUGCUGAAGAGAAAUGGAGUGUGUUUGACGUUUUCCUGACAGACAGCCUGAUUGGCUUCACACCACAUGUCGUGUCAGUGGAAGAAGACGAGAUAGUUGAAAACUGUGAGAAUAUCUACACGGAUUUUGACAACAGUGUAUGUGAGGAUUCUGAGGAAGCUCACCCGCUCAGUUCUCAGCUGUGGUACCAUGGAGGUAUUGACCGCAGCACAGCAGAACUGAUACUAAAAGAACAACGAUUCCACGGAGAUGGUACUUUUUUAGUUCGUGAUGGCCAUAGAGGAGAUUUAGUAUUGUCUUUUUAUGCCUAUGGCAGUGUGUCACACAGUAUAAUCAAGGAGUGUGAUGACGGCAAAGGACAUAAACGAUACCUGAUCGGAAACGAAGUCUGGCAUGAUAGUGUGGCAGAACUGGUAGAGUACUACUACAGUCAUCGGUUGACUUACAAGGAUAAGGGUGUCAGCUUAAGUUUAACCUACGCUGUCAAGAGAAUUCUGGGGUUUGAACAUGAAAAGUGGUAUCAGCCCGAUAUUGACCGCAUGUCUGCUGAAGAGUUCCUCAGGGCAAUACCAUUGGAUGGGGUGUUUCUUGUUAGGCCUAGUUCCGUGCCAAACUGUUUUACCCUUUCCAUGAGGUAUCACCACAGAGUCUCUCAUUACCAGAUAGAAUACAAACAGAAUAAGUUUGUGAUCGGGACCUUUCAUUUUGCCAGCAUGAACAAACUGGUUGAUCACUUCUAUAACCAUCCACUGUACAAGACAGCCAAACUGACAUGUCCUGCGUCUGAAGAUCUGAAGCAAAAUGAACCGGAUGAGGGAUUCUAUACUGGGACAGGCUUAUAUUAUCCUCCUACACAGCAAAAUAAAAUGGUGACAGUUACUGUCAUAGCACUGUAUGACUAUCACGCCACGUCUGAGGAUGAGCUUUCUUUCAAACAAGGCAGCUACAUCACAGACGUUGUGACUACAGAUCUGCAGUGGUGGAGAGGUAACCACGCGGGCAGUGUCAACAAACUGUUUCCGGCCAACUACGUCAAGAUUGUAGAGAAAAGCGAAGAGGAGGGGAUCUCCACCGGGCCAUCUGAAGCUCUGCUACGCCUUUCUGAAUGUCACAUAGACAGCAACAUCCAGCCUGGGGAUGGCAUGCAUUAUUUCCUGCUAACACACCCCACCCAGCCAAUCAUUUGGGUUGGUUCACACGUGAAAGCAGAAAUAGACGACUGGUUGCGGUUGAUACUGCAGUGUAAAACCAAAAUUGGUGCAGAGAGCAUGGAAAUUCAGAGACAAGAACGUUCUAAAAAUAUUGCCCAAGAACUCUCUGACCUCGUGGUGUAUUUCCAGGCGGUUCUGUUCAACCCAGCUCGUCAAGGCAAAUUUUUUGAAAUCUCCUCCUUCAGUGAAGAACGCAUCGGCAAGGAUGACAGGUUUAUUAUACAAUACAACCAGAAUCAAAUCAGCAGAGUCUACCCCAAGUUCUUCCGAUUAACUUCCACAAAUUUUGAUCCAGUGCCCAAAUGGAAUGUUGGGUGUCAGAUGGUGGCCUUGAACUACCAAACUCCAGACAAAUACAUGCAGAUCAACCAGGCAAUGUUUGCCCAGAAUUGCAGGUGUGGCUAUGUCCUGAAACCAAGGUUCAUGAACAGCGCCCAGUACAAUCCAUCAGACGUGCUGUCACUGACGGAAAACGUGGAGGCCGUGGUUCUCACUGUUACAGUUCUGGGUGGCAGAAAUCUGGGCAGCAUGACUUCGGUUGUCGGGGACAUGCAGCCGUUUGUGUCUGUGGAGGUGCUGGGGCUUCCUUUGGACUGCCAGAGGGAGAGGACAAGGAUAUCUUUGGAUAAAAAUAUGCUCAACCCAGUUUGGAAGAAUGAAGUUUUUGUCUUCCAUUUAUCAUGUCCGGACUUGACCUUCAUUAGAUUUGAGGUUUCUAGUGAGGUCAAUGACACAUCCUAUCUGGGUCAAGCUACUUUUCAUUUUAAGAGUAUUCGGCAAGGUUAUCGUAGUGUACAGCUGCUGAAUGCCUACAGCGAGCCGCUGCCUAUGUCAUCCCUCCUGGUACACAUCAACAUCAAGAAUCCAAAGGAGGAGGCAGAGAAGAAUUUGUUCCGCAUCAUUGAAGAAACACGGAAACUCUACAUGGAGCUUAGCACGUCUGCCCAGGGGGACAAGAGACGAGACCAGCUUCAGCAGACAGAAAAGAAGCUUCUAGAUUAUCUGGAUCGCAACCAAAAUAAAGGAUAUAAAAGAACUUGA
This is a messenger RNA of Candidula unifasciata, 2850 nucleotides long. The record is from the annotation of a GenBank genome assembly. Lineage: Eukaryota; Metazoa; Mollusca; Gastropoda; Stylommatophora; Geomitridae.